Ahaetulla prasina is the source of this 6921-nucleotide messenger RNA. It is a transcript of the gene CHST7, whose product is annotated as carbohydrate sulfotransferase 7. The transcript is spliced from 2 exons. NCBI's taxonomy places the organism in Eukaryota, Metazoa, Chordata, Lepidosauria, Squamata, Colubridae. The coding region runs from base 1311 to 2801 and encodes 496 amino acids. Gene Ontology annotation, biological process: N-acetylglucosamine metabolic process. The record is from RefSeq and is a predicted model, not a curated record. Gene Ontology annotation, molecular function: chondroitin 6-sulfotransferase activity; N-acetylglucosamine 6-O-sulfotransferase activity.
UUAAUGACACAUUUCCAAGUAUAGUUCAAAAUGCUGAGAAAUGUUACUUUUAAAAAUCUAAAUGGAUUUAAAAAAACCUUCUCAUAUGGCCUUAUUUACCUUUGUGUGACCAAGUGAAGAUGCCCUUCUCCUUUUCUCAUGGAAUACAUUUAUGAUUUAUAUAUUGCAUUUAUUAUUUAUAUGUUACGGUAGAUUUAGAAAAAUCAAGGAACCGGAUGUUCUCUGCAGCAGAAACCAAGAAAUCAAACUUUCUUUUAUUCAUUAAUACACAUCUUCAGUUGAAGUGACCCAUUUAGAGAAAUCUACAGCUUGCUUUUUUUCUGUUCUCUAGAUAUCUCUUUUCCAAGGAACUCAAACAUUCCUGCUUUUUCCCAAAACAACUUACUAGUUGUGACCUCACAAUGCUAUAAAGUUGGUUAGAUUACAGGUAGCUGGAAUCACCCUGAAUUCCUUUGAGUAACAUUGGGAAUUGAGUCUUUCAGUCCAAUCAAAUAAUGUCUAUUCCCCUCACUAAGAAUUUGUAUUGCUGUUGGGUUCAGACUUCAAAAGAGGCCAUUACCUAAUUGUGCAAACUCAGCUAUCAUUUGCAAAUCAUGGAUUUUGGCUAAAUGUUUAUUGUUUAUUGGCUUACUUGUCUUCUUUUAUGAGUGUCCAACACUCACCUUGAAGAUUACAGGGUGAGAAGGCAGAGUAGAAUUUGCCACAUCAAUACUUAGCGUACACCCUUUUUAGGCUUAAGGAUUAUCCUCUUCAGUAUUUAUCCUCAUCUCCAGGGCAAGGAGAACGAGAUAACGGCAAGUACUGAGUGCUUUAGCCAUAAAUAAACAAAACCUCUUUUUAACUUAAAAUGACUUAAUUUGCAUUUAGAUUUGUGAGGUUAUUGAAUGCUGAGGGAACUGUCACUCAACUUCAUCCUAUGCAAAUACAGGCUGUCUGGGAAAACGCCACUCCGACAGACUUCUCCCUCCCCCUCCCCCGCGCCAAGUAAUCGGAACACUUAGACCAGCCUUAACCUUCCGCGGACCUAAAAAAAACAACGCCGGCGACGCUCAGAAGGACGGGAUGCGUUGGCAUCACCUCGAAGCAGUGCGGAGCCGCAGCCUAAGUUGAAGGAACGGCGGGCUGGCGAUCGCUUGCACCCUCUUGCCGGCAUCUGGGGGCGUGUUUCUACGUCGGGAAGGCGGCCGCUGCAGCAGCGGCCACCACCUCCCUGGUUUCCCCUCCGCCUUCCUCUCAAGUUUGAGCUUGUUUUUGAACCGGGCGACAGCGGCGGGGAGGGCAGCUCCCUCAGGCGUGGUUCUGAGGGAGCCAUGAAGAGCCGGGGGCGAUGGAGGUGGCGAUGGCAGCUCCACCGGCGAUUUGCGCUGGGCUUAGCCGCCUACACGCUGCUGCUCCUGCUGCUUGUGUCUUACACGCUGGAUUAUGGAGCCAGAAGGGGGCGCGCGGGCGAGGAGGCGCAGCUGCCCCACCGCUGCCCCAGCCUGGAGGAGGCGCUCGGCGACUGGGGUUGGGAAGAGCCGCCGCCGCCGCCGCCACCACCGGCGGCGGGAGAGGCUGAGGGCGGGAACGGGACCGGGAGGGAGCCCAGCCCGGGGAGCAGAGCGGGCGGGAAACGGCACAUCUAUUUGCACGCCACUUGGCGCACCGGCUCGUCUUUCCUGGGAGAACUGUUCAAUCAGCACCCGGAUGUCUUCUACCUGUACGAGCCCAUGUGGCACUUGUGGCAAGCGCUCUAUCCGGGCGACGCGCUGAGCCUGCAGGGCGCCCUCCGGGACAUGAUGCGCUCUCUCUUCCGCUGCGAUUUCUCGGUCCUGCGCCUCUACGCAACGCCGCCGGCCGGGCGCGACCCGCUCAUCCCCUUGCCCGCUUCGUUCGGGGCCAAGUCGGACAGCGGGAGCGGCAACCUGAGCACGGCGAGCAUUUUUGGAUGGCGGACCAACAAGGUGAUCUGCUCGGCGCCUUUUUGUCCCCACGCGGCCCGGGCCCGCGCCGACGUGGGCCUCGUCGACGGCACCGCCUGCGAGCGGAGCUGCCAUCCCCGUCCGCUGCGGGAGCUGGAAGCCGAGUGCCGAAAGUACCCGGUGAUGGUGAUCAAGGACGUGAGGCUGCUGGAGUUGGGGGCGCUCCUGCCGCUGCUGCGGGACCCGGACCUCAACCUGCACGUCAUCCAGCUUUUCCGCGACCCCCGCGCCGUCCAUAAUUCCCGACUCAAGGCCAAACAGGCGCUGCUCCGGGAGAGCAUUCAGGUGCUGCGGAGCAGGUAUCACGCCGAGUUCCGAGGACUGCCCCGCCGGCAGCUCCCGCUCGCGGCCGCCGCGGCCAUCGCCGGGGCCGUCCGGACACAACCGCAGCACCGAGCCGAAUUCUUCCUGGGCGGCGCCCUGGAGGUGAUCUGCCAAGCCUGGCUGCGUGACUUGAUCUUCUCCCGCCGGGCCCCCGCCUGGCUACGCCGCCGGUACACGCAAGUGCGCUACGAGGACCUGGUGCUGGAGCCGCGAGCCCAGUUGCGCCGCUUGCUGCGUUUCGCGGACCUUCCCGCGCUGCCCGCCCUCGAGGCCUUCGUCUUCAACAUGACCCGCGGGGCAGCCUACUCCUCGGAGCGCCCCUUCCUCAUCUCUGCCCGCGAUGCGCGGGAAGCCAUCCACGCCUGGCGGGAGCGGCUCAGCCGGGAGCAGGUGCGCCAAGUGGAGGCUACCUGCGGAGAGGCCAUGAGGCUCCUCUCCUACCCGCCCAGCAGCGAAAAGGGCGUUCGACGUGAUUCCGCUAGGGGACGCUCCGGCGCUUCUCCUCAUCCAGGCUAAUAGACCAGUUGCUCGCUUACGACAGAAGAUCUCUGGAUGGAGCUCUGCCUUCUAAAGACACUGGAACCAUCAAUGAACUGCAAUUUCUACUGUAAAUUCUGCAUAGCAGAAUGAAUACUGACAAGCUUUAAUGAAAUUAUUUUUAUUAUGAAGAAAAACCUUUUAAAUAUUACAUUUGUCACAGUGCAAUAUCUGUGCCCCUCUAGGUUUUGAAGUGUUUAUCUUCAGUCAACGAAUGUGUUACCUGUUUUUAUCAUACUUGUGACAGUCAAACCACCUACUAUACCAAGUAAAAACACAAGAGUGGAAUUUAGAAUCUCAGGCAAGGCAAUCCAGCUAUGACUUUUGACUUUUUCAACCUACCCAAAGACUUGUCAACAACAGAAGCAGAAAUCUUAAAGAUCUGUUGAUUACUCCUCCCACAUUUUCCCCUUAAAAAUGUCAUCAUUUUUCUUUUUUGGUUUUUCUCCUCGUACAAAAUAAUAGCAUACUUAUAUAAGUAUUUUUUUUUCCAAAUCAGGAGUGUGUCUUGGGGAUGAAUGAACCUUGUAUCUUUUGGACCUAAACAUUCUUCCGCUGUCCCUGCAUCUGUCCCCUUUUGAGCUAAUACAAUGAACAGGAAUUUCCAGUAUCAAAAAUAGAAAUUGGUGUGGAGGAGUAGAAAGAAAGUCUUACUCAUUUUUGAUUUCAUAAGGGGAAAGCCAAUUUACCUAGAGGUUUGGAAAUUGUCCCAAUGUAUAUAGCUUUUAGUAGACUAGUCAUACCGAAAUCUCUUUAUGAAAUCCCUUUCAUAAACAUAAAGCCUCAACUCUAGAUUUGUGCAAAAUGGUGCUAUCUUAUGAAGUCACAUCAAACUAAAUUGAAAGAACAAUUUGUUUUAAGGCACAGCCAAGAUGCUUCUGCCUCAGUGCCUGAGAUGGAUGACUUCACUUCACCAAAAGUAUUGACAGAAGGACCUUCUCCGCAUGCAUGCACAAAAGCCUAUAGAAAGCCCUCAAAGCAGCCCUAGUUAGGGCAUCCCUUAGACUGAUAUCAAGGAAGAGUCCUGACUAAAGAAGGUAUAAGAUAAAUAGUAUCUUCUAGCUGUUUUUAAAGCCCUCCCUUACCAUUUCUUCUCUCUCAUUUGAUUCUCUCCUUUCCUUAAAAGUUUACUGUCAACAAGAUUACAACUAUUGCUGUUACUAUGCUGAUGACUUGAAGCAGCAGAUGUUCAUUUUUAUUGUUUUAAAUGAAAUUGAUCAUAUAAUACAAGAAAAUGCACUCUGUAUUGAAUUUAAUUUCAACUUUUUUUAAAAGUCUAAAAAUGGCCAUUGGCUCAAUAAAUUAAAAUAUGGACUGAUUUUUAUUGUCGAAAGUAUUAUUAUUACUAUAGACAUUGGGGCAAGGGAUUAAACUGACACACUUGUGACUUUUGUAACCAGAAAAGGGGGGUCAUCUUGACUAAGAAAACCAACUUCAAAUCUAAUGCUGGUCUUCACAUAAUAUGAUGAAAAUGGUGGGUAGACAUCAUGUGUUAAACAAAUGUUAUAUUGCAAACCAAAUGGCUGUAUUCAAGCCUAAGCCAAAACAAACUAUAUUAUGAUGGUCCUGUUUUAUGAGAUAAUAAAAAGCUUUCUGUAGUUUUGCCUUAGGCCCUGAAGUCUGUAAAUUAUGGGUUCUUUAUGCAUUGCUUUAACACAGCCUAAAGUUGAAAGUUUCAAUGUUUAAUGUUUCUAAUUGGUAGUUUCCCAUAUCAUAGUAAGUAAAAUCCAACCAAAGCAAUACAUGAACCCAGCCAUUCUGUAAGAGCAGAAUAUAGAGGUGGUGUAAGCAGAGAUGACACUGAAAUCUUUUUAGAGAAUUAGGUCGUAUUUGGUGGCUGUGAUCAAAGGUUGUGUGUUGAACCAUAAUAAUGUUUGUUGAUUUGCACAUAAUAGAAUCUGUGAACCCAAUUGUAGCUUCAGCAAUGAUGACUAAGUGUAAUGCAGCAUUGGCUUAGUCCCUAAAUUCAUUCUAUGAUAUUUGAUAUUUUAGGCUACAAAAAAGGAGUUUUCCUAGGCCUUUUCAUGGUUAUCUCUAUUAGAUUGUCCUUUUAUGUUCUUGCAAAAAAGUUGAGACAAAGUUUAUAAACAAAGUUUAAGGUACGGCCAAUCUGUUAUAUUGCAUUUGAUGCACAGCUGUGCUUAUGAAGACACAAGUUCAUGUAAAAUUUAUUAUAGGAGAGACUGUUAUUUUUUAUUACAGCACUAGAGACCAACAUUUGUUUAUAAGAUGUAUGUAGAUCAAACUUUGCUUCUUCUCAAUCAGCACCAAAUUAAUCAACUAAAAAACAAAGGAAGAUCAUAAAGAGUUGCGGUUUUACUUAACCACUGCCUCACUAUGUGCUACGGGUCCCAAUUGUUGCUAAAUGAGACUGUGUGUAAAUCAAUUCUAGUACAAAGAAAAAUCGAAUGAGAAGGAAAUAGUGCAAAAUUAUGCUGAGAACUCCCCUUCCUCCAAGCUGAAGGUGACUAAGUUGUUUGAAUGUUAGUUAUCAGAUCUUGGACCUUUCCAUUUGAGAGUUAACCUUUUGGGCUAAACUGAGAUGGAAAAGUGGCUAGUACUAUCUGGAAAUCAUACACUGGAAACAAAACAAGAUAAAAUGUGCAAUGAAUACUUAAUACCAGAGAGCAGGCUGCAAAUAUUUGGUGUGCCAAUCAGCGGUAUAGUAAGUGGCAUGCUCGAAACUAGUGGUCAUGGUACUGAGCCCUGGAGGAGUUGAAAAUGCUUGGUAGCAUUCUUUUGGGAUAGAAGCAGCAAAUUUAUUGACUUUUCAAACAAUGCUCACAGGCCACAUGCAUUGUCUAUUUUCUGCUUCAUGUUGUUGGCACUAGCACAAGUGGAGCAUUACAGAUAUGGUUUCUAUAAAAUUACCAUAACAGAAUAGCUAGAAAACUUUGAGAGAUUAUUGUUUUAGAGGCUGGUUCUACUUUCAUUGACGUAUCUAGAUUGGUUUUAUAAUUGCUAUAUAGGUAAUCCUCGAUUGACAAUCACAAUUGGGACAGGAACUUCCAUCGGUAAGCAUUGUAGGCAUUAAAUGACUUGCAUCCAAUUUUUUUUACCUUUUUGUCACAGUUGUUAAGCAAAUCAUCAUAGGCCAUUAAGUGAAUCUACCUUCUGCCAUUGAAUUUUCUUGUUGGAAGCUGCUGGGAAUGUUGCAAAUGUUGAUAAUGUGAUCCUGGGAUGCUGCAACCGUUGUAAAUUCAUAUUUAUUAUCAACUUUUUGUUAAUCCAAUGUUUUGGAUUCCACUAUUUUCACUAUUUGUUUCACAUCUGUCAUUGCUUCUGGCUACUAAUUUCUGGCCUCAUCAUCAAAGACUUUUAAUAUUUCAAAUGUUAUGUUUUGUGUUAUUUUACAGAUCCUAAUUAAAAACAAAGGCAGUUAUUUUGUCCUUUUAAGUCUAAUCCCCUUUAGUGGGAAUAGGGAAUCUCUAAUCCCCUUUAGUGUUCAAUUUAAAUUAUAAGCUUUUUAAUUUGUUUUAUGAUUACAGUAGACAAAGUAAAAGCUUUUCAGAAAAAGCUAUUUACUUCCAUAAUUUUGUUGUAAAAGUUUCAAUAUUCUAUGCUUAUCUGGAUCCUUAAUUUGUUUAUAAUUUUCUUGGUUCAAAAUCUUAUUUAGCUUUAAGAUUUUGAACCAAAAAAAUGGUUUAAUUUAAAAUUUUUACAUUUAUAGAUAAUUUUUCUUUCAUUCAGAAAUGAAAAUACAUUUACCAGGUAGGUUUUCAAGCUUCUCAUUUUGAAAAUCUCUAAUAGCUUUUAGAUGAUUAGAUAAAUAAUUUGCAAAAAUGAUUAGAAGAAAGAUUAACAAACUCUGUAGCCUUUAAAAGGCUCUGCAUCAGUUGUAGUGUUAAACUCUUAUCUACCAGCACUCACACCCAUAGGGGACCAAUGUCAUGAGGCAGGGGUGAAAAUCUACUUACCUCCCCUAUCAGUUCGGAAGCACGUGUGCCAUUUUCAAGUCCAAUUUUUGACCCUCUGCGCAUGCGCAGAGGGUUAAAAAUGGGUUACUUCCUGGUUAAAACCAGGAAGUAAUGAUGUCUAGGCGGGUGGGCGGAGCCUCGUGCUGCAACCAUUACUAGUUCGCCGAACCACGUGUCUCCAC